AUGAUACUUGUUAAUAAAUUUGUGCUGUCAAGCUAUGAUUUCAAUGCUGGGAUAUCUCUUAUGCUUUAUCAGGUAAAUAUCAUUUCUGGAAUGGUUUCUAACUCCGUGAUGACAUGCUUGAUGGAUGUGAAACUAUUGAAUAUCUUUUUGCUAAUCGAUUCUCUUGACAAUUAUCCUUCUGCAGAAUUUUGUGUCUGUGGUAAUCGUUUCCAUUUUGAGAAUGGUUGGCAUAAUUUCAACAGAGCCACUCACAUGGAAAUUGCUUCGUGUUUGGUUUCCUGUGAAUGUGAUAUUUGUCGGAAUGCUUAUUACAAGCAUUUUCAGGUUGGGUGUUCUCUAAUCCCAAUCAUGCCUUUAUCUUUUCAUGUAAAACUUAUGGAUGCACUUUUUUGGUAUCAGACUUUGGGUCACAUGUUGUCAGUUUUGGUAGUAAAUGAGUGGAUCUUUUUGUCUAAACGUGCAAUCCUUGCACCAUCAAUUGGGUGAAUUCUAAGGUUUUCUUUCAGUCGUUUUUUUUAUCAUAGUCCAAGGAACUUUUCCCAACCCCUUGUCUAGACAGCGUUAAUGGGAGAAUACAAAUUUAUCACGAGUUGUCGAUGAUCAGUCGGGUGGUGACGAAAACCUAAGUCAAGGAAGAAUGUCAUGCCUGGCUGGGCAUUGCAAUCACCUUUCUUCCACUCCUGUGUUUACUAGCAUGUUAACCAGACCGUAAACCUUUAGUUGUGCUUAAGUGAUAGCCUGAAACACUUCAACUGUCACCCUGCGUUUACUAUCUACGGACUUAUUCCCAGAUACUCGUAAGCAUAUGUUGUGACAUGUUUCAUUGCUGUUUAAUUCGUCAUCCUAAUUGAAUCAUAAAAGUUAGCGCAGCCUUUAUUAAGACGUGCUGCUUGGUUGCUCUGAUGGGAGAGUUAUUUUAAGAUUUCGGGAAAUAAUAUGGGAAUGCCUGCGAUACUUUUUAUGGCAAUUGGUAUUUACACUGUGAGAACUUGGAUCAUUUGUCUGUUUUUCGUUUCUCUGUUUCUCCUUCUGAAUUUCUGUCAGCUCUCUCCUGCGAGGUUUUCCAUGCGUAAAUUGGAAUUAUCUUGCAACUGCUAUUGCAUUCUUUUUUGCUCCCUCUGAAAUUAUGUUGUUGUCUUUUGGCCUGCUUCCAAAAGAAACACUGAUGCUUCACUGUUCUUGGUACAGUUGUUCUAUUGUGAAGUUUGGUAGUUUUUUCUCAUAUGAUCAUCUCGUGCUGUCUUUACAUCAUGACAAUUUUCUGAUCAGAAAUGGUCCUUGUCUUUGUAAUCUCUAGGUUGUUAGGCCCUGGGAAGUGUUCGUGCAGAAAAUUCUACAUUUCUUAUACUCAUUGAGGGGGGUACCUGCUUUACAUGGAUAUUUUCUGGAGAGUUAAAGAUAAAAUGAUCAAAUACCAUACAUUUGAAUGUUUUCGAACAUUUCCUUUGAAAAUGGAGACUGCUCUUAGAGUACCCUGCUUCGAUUUUUUUUUAGUACAGGCUUCCUCUUAAAAGAGCUGGGGGUAAAAAUAAGGCGACUCUGGAAAGAUUUCUGGUGUUCAGUUUAUCUUAUCUUGACCAAUGAAUUAAAUAGCACUAAUGCCAAGACGUGGAACAUUAUUUAUAGUGAAUAUUACUUCCAUUGUGUAUUAGGUGUGCUAUAGUGCAUGGCAUUUAAUGAUUACUGUUGUAUCAGGCCAUAUAACCCUAUGGAUCUGGGGUUUUCUAUGUGUCUAAAAGGGCUAUGUUCCCCUUGUGGUGGCCAUGGGUGUCCUCUGAGCGACUAAUCUGUAAUAAGGUUGGCAGUUGACGUGGUCAUCACAAUGUAUAGGCGGUGUCUCUGAUGAACUAGGUUUAUGUAUCCAGUAAUGAGUCAUCCCACGUAAUAUCCAUUGCUUUAAAACUCAGAUAUAUGUCUAACUUUGGAUUGCCCACUACUUGAUGUACAAGACACAUUUGGAUACACGUGUUUUUACCCAAUUGGAUACAUGUGAGGAAUUCAAAAUUGUAUAUUGACUAAAUUAGUGCUUCAGAAAGUUCACCGGCUAUUAUCACACUUGCAUCCAUAUAUUGAGAUUGAUGUGCGAACAUGUUGUAUUUGUUUGAUUGGAUGUUAGGACAUUUUCCAAUAGAGUGUCUAAAACCAAUUCUGUUAUUUAAUUGAUUUUCAUUAUAUUACAUCUAUCUAUUCACUGUAAUUUUUAUGUAGACAGAUUCUAUUUUGUUCUGUUACUUAACAAUCGACCUUGGGAUUUGCAGUUUGAAGUACAUUAAUGUAGCUAUGGUAACGAUACUGAAGAAUAUUACUAAUGUCAUUACUGCCGUUGGGGAGAUGUAUCUUUUCAAAAAGCAUCAUGGUGGCAAAGUCUGGGCCUCCCUCUUGUUGAUGGUAUUUUUUGAAACAAAUUAUCUUCCUUAAAGUUUAUUCAACAAUAGUUUUGCUUUUCCAUUUUCUCAAGUUAAUUUUCCAGACUUAAUAGUAAAAAAUCAUCAUCAUAUAUAUAGAUUCAGUCAUAUUUUUGUCCCGUACGUGCAUCAUAAUGUAGAUCUCUUAUCGUUGUCAGAUGGACUGGCAGUUAGUGAUGGAUAUAUAAAACUGAGUUGUAGGAUGCUACGUUUGCUUUGCCUCUAAUCAAUCAGUAACCAUGUGCUGAACAAUUGACAGUAUCAGAAAAUUUCCUCUUCACCGUCCAAAAUCUAUGUUUUCGUCAUUGUAUUAAUUUCCUCGGUAGAACCUAAGUCUUUGAUAGUGACACAUGUCUUUUCACUGAUACAACACCGUCCAGUAGUUAGAAAUCCAUAUUAGUCUCUUUAUUCAGCAAAAUUAGGUAAGAACCAGUGGAUUCCGCAUUUUUAGUUAUGCUAACACACAUACUUGGGAGGAUUCUGAAACUGUUCUCCAUAUUCAGAUUGUUUCAGCAGUUUCUGGAGGCAUAACGGACAUCUCCUUCCACGCAGUUGGAUAUUCAUGGCAGACAUUGAAUUGUUUCCUGACAGCAUCAUAUUCGGUAAGCAAUUUCGCUUGAUUUGCUCUUUUUUAAACUACGUUGGGAUAACGUCUAGAAUGAUUCAUGGUCUGGAUAACUUCCCGUAGUUUUGUAGAAUAAAUUGACAAAUAUUUUCGCAUUUAUAUAUCCGCACCACAUGGGUGCAUUUUAGUCGUUUUCCUGCGGCUUGCCUCUUUUUAUUACAAGUACCAUGAUUGAUGGCCUGAUUUUCUGUCGUUGCUGGAGAUUUUCAAUUGAAGCAUCCUCGUUGUCAUGGUUCUUAUUACUACUUCUCUCUUCCAAUCGCUUCCCUCUGCUAAUAAAGAUUUUUCUUUUAAUUUUGGUGAUUUUAAAAUUCGUAGUAUUGUUUGCUGCUGGUUUCUUUUUUGUUGUACCUUGGGGACAGUAUCAUGUAUAGUCAAUAAUGACGUCUGGCUUACUUAUAUUCACGUCUGGCGUCAAAAUCAACAUUUUUCAAGUUCGUAAAUGGCAAAAACAAUUGCCAGAAAUUUUUGAUACGCAUGCAAGUUCAUGAUGUCACUCUUUUUGUUUUUGGGGCUUGAUCCUUUUUCGCUGUUAGCAAUGUUACAGAUAACAGUUCUUUUUUGUUUUGCUUCUGUUUCCCCAGCUAACAUUACAAAGAGUCAUGGAUACGGCUAAACAAGUUACCAAGUCUGGAAACCUAAACGAAUUCUCAAUGGUUUUGCUUAACAAUAGUCUUUCCUUGCCUUUGGGGCUUCUGCUGGUAUUCAUAUUUGGUGAAGUGGACUAUCUCUCAAAAACGUGAGUUCAUAUCAUUUGCUGUGCCUGUAUUAAAAAAAAUAGCAGCUACUUUUUUUCAUAUUCAGAAGAUUUAACAUACAUGCUUUAUUUUUUAAUGCGAAUGAUCUUCUUAUUAGUUUGAUCUAUUUUUUGAAAUUUUGUUUUUGCGAACUUUCAAGUAUGUGAGAAAUAAGUUGAUGAGUAAAUGUCUUGAUACUAAUCUCUCCCUGAGCCAAUUUAACUGAUAGUGGACUUAGUAAAUGUGUGAAGAAACCAAUAUGUGAGGUAUAAAUCACUACUCUAAUACCCCAAUAUAACUCCAAGUGAUAUCGACAAAAAUCAAAUAUACCAGAAUAAUCUUUUUAAUCUCUGUCCCUGGCUAGGACGAAGCACGAAUCUCCCAGGACUUGACAAAACCUGACGCUGCCUUUAAAUUUACACACCCUUGUUAUCCCUCUUUCAUGUCAGCAUUGAUGGAGCAUUGGAUUUUACGCUGCUCACUCGUUUUUUCCGCUAUGAUUGACAAGAAAAAUAAUUUGAUUGCAUGGAUAAGAGUUUUUCUGCAUUAAAAAAGAGCAAGAAAAAGUAGUAUGAUCAUUUUGGGAAACCUAGAAACUUAAUCAGGCCGUUUGUAAACGUUGUUGUCAUGUCAAAUCUGUAUUCAGUGCUAUCUGUUGAUGGACGUGGAAAAUGUUUAUGGGAGCACUGAUAGACUUAGGAUCCUUGACUUUAUCGGAUGAAUAAUUUCAUUGUCAUCUUUCUGAUCAUAGUUUGCAACUUUAGACCACCUCUGACCUGGCUACUUGACUAUGGUGGGGGGGCAAUGUCUUUUUAAUGCAAUUCCCUGAGCCAAAAUAUAGGAAACAUCGUCGACUAUCCUUUUUCAGAUAUCCUCAUGGUCAACAUGACUGAUGAUUUCUCGUGCUUCUCUAAAUCUGGUCAAUUUGUAGUCCACUUCUGAAGAUGCCUAUGUUCUGGCUAGUUGUCACUUCAAGUGGAUUUUUAGGCCUUGCCAUCAGCUUCACGUCUAUGUGGUUUCUUCAUCAGACUGGAGCCACUACGUACAGGUGUGAUAUAUUGUGUCCCCAUCUCGUCAUUGUGACUUAUUGAUUUUCUCUUGCCAUUUAUUCAUGCGAUUCACCAUGGAAAGUCUUUUAAUUCUCGAACAUUAAAAAAUGAUUUAAUGUUUUUUCCCUUUUUUAAAACAAAAUAAUCAAUUAUUGUCCUCUAUUUCUUAAAUGUCUUUCUCCCUCUCGAAAUCCAACUCGAAGAUCAAAGUUUGCCGUUUAAAAAUUUUCAAUCUUCAAAUAUUAUUGACUCUCAUGUGAGAGAAAACUAACAGGCUAAGAGAAUAAAUACUACAUGACACGAAACAGCCCUCUGUAUGCUAUUAGUCUGCGCAUGCUCCUACAGUUGUUGAAUCCACUGUGCAUACUCUCGUCAUUAACUUCCACAUUCUUUCACAGCCUCGUAGGCUCCUUGAACAAGAUCCCGCUCUCCCUAGCUGGAAUCUUUCUGUUCAAAGUUCCAACCAGCUUCGAGAAUUUCCUCAGUAUUCUUUUCGGUGAGUGAUCAAGGUCUGCUUAGUCAGCGUUCAGUGUAUCUUGGCCUAACAUGCUCAUAAAUUUUCUUCAUCCAGGAUUAUUGGCAGGGGUUUUCUUUGCCAGAGCAAAAAUGAAGUAG
Spirodela intermedia is the source of this 5431-nucleotide messenger RNA. NCBI's taxonomy places the organism in Eukaryota, Viridiplantae, Streptophyta, Magnoliopsida, Alismatales, Araceae. The record is from the annotation of a GenBank genome assembly.